UAGCCGCUCUCUCGGUAUUGGCCAGUUUUGGAUAACCGGCGCGUCGCCGCAGCGCAUGAAUGCAGCGCGGUCAAAAGUCAGCUAAAGGUUGCAGGGUCACUUGCAAUGAAAAGAUGAGGGGUGCUGCUUCUCAUCGCCUCGGAGCUGCGCCGGGACAAAGAUGAGUCGCACACUAUUGAAAAUGUGGCGCUUUACGCCUUCCCACCUGACCGAGGCAUCUCUGAGCUCCGUGUGAAUGAGGGACGGUGCUAAAUUGACCGACGUCUAGACAAGAAGGACGUAAACAACAUGUUUUGCUAGACAUGAUGCGACACGCCCCGUGUUUGGUUUCCACGCUUUCAGCCUUGCGCUCCAGCACUUUUUCUUUUACAAUCUACUCUUUGGUUUGCGCAACUAAACUAAUACGCGCACAAGUUUCUACUGCGUAAAACAUCUGGACAUGUCUCUAAAACCAAGGAUUAAAAUAUAACCUACAACUGCAACAACGGAAAAAAACAGCUCAUUACCUCAUUUAUGAAUGACACCUCUAUAAAUUCUGUCUGGACACAUUUAACGUUGGAUUUCUCACCGGAAUGUGUAGCUCCGUGCGUACGGUUGUUGGGACAGCUUGCCACCACGGCCCCACGUUUUGCUUUGAUGUUUUUACAAUGUUUGUCCAGUUGCUUAGCGCAUGGUGCUGCUUCAUAAGAGUUUCAGACACUGGACGACCAUGGGGGCGGUCAGAGGGGCUGCCCUUUCCACCUCCAUUCACACUCUGAAAGGCUGAUGUUGCGUCUUUCUCUCUCAUUGUGCGGUUUCGUUCGCUUAUUUCGCUGCUGGGGGAAAUGGAACCUGAAUGAGAGUUUGCCUAUUGUUGCAAGAGUUUUGUUUUUGAUUAUCAAGGCAAUUAUUUCAUGCAACACAACUGCAUUUUUAAUCGCUUUUUUUUGCCUGAUAUCUUGCUCAGUAAAUGUCCAGCGCGUGGGAGCUCGUCUUGGUCUUUGGGAUUGUUACAACUCUACACUGUGCGCACGUUUAGCUCUUUUCCACAAUGUUUACACACAAAACGGACCCCAUUUGAAACCGACAGUCCGAAUUUGAACACCUAAGGGAGGAAUGGAUUUACUCGGUGGGCGACUCAUGCAAAAGAGCAAUAAUGUGUGAAAUCCCUUUACAACUUUUGGAGGCUCGAUGUGUGAGGGAUCAAAGUUGGCAUAAUGCACCCAACUCGAAUAAGAUCGGAUGGAUACGUGCGUAUUUGUUGAUGCUCUUCAUUUGGGAAUUACCCGAACUUUCUUUGUGUGCAAGUGUGGCAGGAUCCAAAGUUGCACACGAAGGAUUUUGUCCCAACAAGCUGAAUUCUAAUCUCUGGGUUGAUGCACAAAGCACCUGUGAGAGAGAAUGCAACAUCGAUGAGGACUGUGCUGACUUUGAGAAAUGCUGCACCAACGUGUGUGGUCUCAACAGCUGUGUGGCUGCACGUUUCUCUGAUGGCACCCCUGCCCAGCCAGAUGGGCAGGGUGGAGAGGGAGGAGGUGAUGCCCCCACCUCCACGGCUACCUGUGAGGGCUUCAUCUGCAGCCAGCAGGGAGCAACCUGUGACAUCUGGGAUGGACAGCCCAUCUGCAAGUGCCAGGACCGGUGUGAGAAAGAGCCCAACUUCACCUGUGCCUCAGAUGGCCUCACCUACUUCAACCGCUGCUACAUGGACGCAGAGGCCUGCAUCCGUGGGGUGACUUUAACUGUGGUCACCUGCCGCUUCUACCUGGCCGGGCCCCACACCAGCCCACUGCCUCAGGACACUACAGCGAACCCCACUCCGACAUCCUCCCAGGAGGACCCUAUGCCGCCCACACUGUACUCCAACCCUCACCACCAGUCCAUCUAUGUGGGAGGCACAGUCAGCUUCCACUGUGACGUUAUUGGAGUCCCCAGACCUGAUGUGACAUGGGAGAAACAGAGUGAACGGCGUGAACGGCUGGUCAUGAGGCCUGACCAGAUGUAUGGCAACGUGGUCAUCACCAACAUCGGUCAGCUUGUCAUUUACAAUGCACAGGUGUGGGAUACAGGUAUCUACACCUGCAUUGCACGGAAUUCUGCAGGAGUUCUCCGUGCAGACUACCCACUGUCUGUCAUCCGCCGGUCUGAUGAUGACUUCUCUGAGGAUCCUGAGAUGCCCAUGGGGCGGCCAUUCUCACCAGCAGACUGCCUGGCUGAAGUGGACGUGAGGGUGUGCAGUGGUGAGCGCCAUGUGGACUGGUAUUAUGACAGCAAGCUGGGCUCCUGCAUGGCCUUCAGCAAUGGUGGAUGCGACGACAGCCGAAACCGCUUCGAGACUUACGAGGAGUGCAAGGCGUCCUGUCAGAGAGAGGGGAUGGGUAUCUGCUCCCUGCCUGCUGUUCAGGGCCCCUGCAAAUCUUGGGAGCCACGUUGGGCCUGGAAUUCCCUCCUCAAACAGUGCCAAGCCUUUGCCUACGGUGGCUGCCAUGGGAAUGCCAACAGCUUCCAUACCAAGAAGGAGUGUGAGGCAAACUGCCCACAAGCCAAAAGAAAACCUUGUAAGACAUGUCGCGUGAAGGGGAAAAUGGUGCCCAGCUUAUGCAGGAGCGACUUUGCUAUUGUGGGGCGGCUGACAGAGCUGGUGGAGGAUCUGGACUCGGGGUUAGCCCGCUUUAGCUUGGAGGAGGUCCUGAGAGAUGAAAAGAUGGGCUUGACUUUCUUCAAUACCAAGCACCUAGAGGUGACUAUCGCCAAGAUAGACUGGAGCUGUCCCUGUCCCAACAUCACCAUGGAGGAAAACCCAUUGCUGGUGAUGGGUGUUGUUCAAGAGGGCAUGGCCAUCAUCCAAUCAGACAGCUACGUCAGAGCCAUAACUGAGCGCAGACUGAAGAAGCUGCGUGAUGUUCUGAAUAAAAAGACCUGUGAGGUAUUGUAGAAGUCCCAGGACUUGGACUUGUUAGCCCACAUAGCGUCUGUGGUCACCUUUACCUUUAGCACUGAAGAUAAGCAUCAGAACUGCAACAAGACAAGCUGAUAUUUAAUAACAACUCUUUAAAUCAAAAGACAAAAAUAUGUCAAAUUUUGUACGUUAAUGGCUUUAUGAGAAAUGACUCGUAUGUACAAUAUAUAUUCAUUACAACACAGGUUGUACUACAUUCCAGAUGUGUUGUGUGUCCAUUAAUAGCAAUGCUGAAAUGUGCUUUUUACAUAAGUUGAAAUAGAUAUUCUCUCUUUUGACAUG
Messenger RNA from Epinephelus fuscoguttatus (brown-marbled grouper), 3220 nucleotides. It is a transcript of the gene wfikkn1, whose product is annotated as WAP, follistatin/kazal, immunoglobulin, kunitz and netrin domain containing 1. The coding region runs from base 1136 to 2914 and encodes 592 amino acids. The transcript has 2 exons. Gene Ontology annotation, cellular component: extracellular region. Lineage: Eukaryota; Metazoa; Chordata; Actinopteri; Perciformes; Serranidae. The record is from RefSeq and is a predicted model, not a curated record. Gene Ontology annotation, molecular function: serine-type endopeptidase inhibitor activity; protein binding.